Durio zibethinus is the source of this 1614-nucleotide messenger RNA. RefSeq lists its product as uncharacterized. NCBI's taxonomy places the organism in Eukaryota, Viridiplantae, Streptophyta, Magnoliopsida, Malvales, Malvaceae. The record is from RefSeq and is a predicted model, not a curated record.
GCCAAGGGCAUGGGAAAGAACACUCACCAGUCACCUCCUCCAUCCUACCAAAUUUCCCAUUCCAAAUUGAGAAAUGUUUUUGGUGGGGCAAAGGGCAUGGGACACAAAUCUUGGGCUGGUUUUACAGGGUUAGAUCAAGGAUCUAUUAUCAUGGACCCUGAUUUCACCACUCAGGAAACCAAAAUCCCAUGAUUAACCCAAGGAAAUGGGUCCAUAUAAUCCUUGCUUUGCUCUGUGAGAGGACAGAAUCAAAGAAGAAAAAUGAAAGUUACUUUUUUUUUCAAGUAUUUCUCUUUGUCGCCCAUUUCUAUUUCUCUCUCUUUAAAGAGUAAAGACAGGUCUUAAAAUUUUUCUCUCUCUCCAUAUGCAAAUCAAAUAAUCAAUCACCCAAAGUUAGCCCCCAACCGUUGAAGCCCGCGUGGUGUCUAUCUCUUGCUGUGCCAUAUCUGAGAAGGUGAAAUCAAGAGUAUCUUUGGUAUUAAAGAAAACCUUUAAUAUCACCAAUCUGUUUUCUCAACAACCUGUUUGACCUAUUCCUCUUAUGAAUUGUCUUUUGGUGUUUGUCAAGAAAUUAAGAUCAUAUUUGGAAAAACCCUUAGGUUCAUUGCACAAGUUCUGGAAACGUCUGCCGUCCCCUGUUUCUUUUGAAUCUUCACAAAAAGACAAGAAAUUGAGCAUAGGGGAAAACCCCAUGUUUUGAUUCAUUACCUUGAUCCUUCAAAAAGGGGGAAGUUAUCACAAAUACCCAGAUUCAAAAAAGCUUUCUUAGGCCAAACCCUAAAUUUUUUGUACCAAAUCUUCGGAAAACCCUAUGUUUUGAAUUUGGGGGAAGCAGAAGUUGGAUCAAGUCAAGAAUUUGGAAGAUACCCAUUUGACCCUUUUACUUGAGUUCUCAAAAGAAGAAGAAUUUACCACACCCAGAUGUAAAAACCACCCUGAUGUUGACAGCCUAGUCCAAAGUUCUUAGACUUUGAAUGCUGAAGAGGCAAUAAGCAGGAAUUUUGGGUCAUCUCAAAGCCAAGAAUGCUGCAAAAUCCUUAAUUUUAACCCUCCAAAAAGGCUUUGAAGUUGCUUAGCUUUUGUUAUUAUGGAACGGUCAUUAUCACGAUUGGUGCUCCUAAGUUUCGGCCUUUUGUUUACGCUUUUUGCUGAUUUUGUUGAGUCACAACCAUCUAAUACAAGUUCACCACCACCACCACCACCGCCACCUCCACCUCCACCUCCACCUCCACCUCCACCUCCAUCACCAUUCCCGCCUCCUCCUCCUCCACCUCCACCACCACCAACACCACCGUCGCCGCCUUCUACGCCUCUCUCAGCGCUUUCUCGUCCGCCACCGCCUUUUCGUCCACCGCCGCCACCAAAGCAUCACAAUAAUACAAAGCAGCCACCACCUCCUCCACCACAAUCGCAUGAUCUCAAGCUCAAUACAGGGAAAAAGAUUGGACUUUUGUUCAUUGGUAUUGUUAUCAUCUUGCAGAUUAGUGUUGUUGGGUUCUUGGUUUUCAAGAGAAAGCAGUUGUUUAAAGUCAAAAGCACAUACGAGACUUUCUCUUCUUCUUCUUCUUCUUCAUGAAAUUUCCGCCAAGUUCUUCAGAUACUUUUGCCAUUCAA